This is a messenger RNA of Onychostoma macrolepis, 976 nucleotides long. RefSeq names its product cornifelin-like. Lineage: Eukaryota; Metazoa; Chordata; Actinopteri; Cypriniformes; Cyprinidae. The record is from RefSeq and is a predicted model, not a curated record. The transcript has 4 exons. Gene Ontology annotation, cellular component: cornified envelope. The coding region runs from base 30 to 536 and encodes 168 amino acids.
CUUUGUGAUGUGCUUUGUGUGAAGCUUAUAUGCGUGAAUCGGAAACGUUGCAUACGAGAGUAGCAAACGCGGUGUGUGUCACAACUUCCUUUUCAGCUGCAAGCCCCAGAUCAAGAGGCUCAGAAGAACACGAGGAAGGAAACCUCUCGAGCCACUUUCUCAUCUUUGCUGGCCUGCUCAUUUUGACUGACAUGUCAAACCCAGUCAUCACUCAGCCUGGUGCUGGAUCUUACGGUACAAAUGUACAGACUGGAGAGUGGAGCACCGGUCUUUGUUCUUGCUGCAGUGACCUAUUUGUCUGUGCUCUUGGCUGUAUCUGUCCGAUAGCUCUCAGCUGCUACACAGCAAACAAGUACGGUGAAAAUGUAUGUCUAGCAUGUGUACCUGGAGGAAUGGCUGCAAUGAGGACACACAUGCGACUGACCUAUGGAAUACAGGGCACGAUAUGCAAUGAUGCUUUGAUGACCUGUUGCUGUGGAAUAUUUGAAACAUGUCGAAUGACCAGAGAAAUUCGUAUCAGGAAUGGAGAGACCUAGUUUCUGUCUUUAAUAAUAACUCUUUCGGUCUAAAGAUUUUAUUUUUUAAAUGAAUUGAAAUCAACCUGUCAUUUAUUAAUAGACUCUUCAUUAUUAAUAGCAGCAAAAUUAAAACCAGGAUAGAAUUUAUAAACAUAUAUUAUUUGGGGGAAAAAAAGAAAAAGAAAAGUGUGACCAAUGCUCUUUACCUAUUCAACAAAGAGUUUUACAUUAAUGAAGUUUAAAAGUCUUGAAUUUGUGCAAAUUCUUGUAAUAUUCAUUAGCCCUAAUACAUUGUAUGUGCUGACAAUUUUGCUGUAAUGCUCAAAAUGUGCCAUCCUGUAGCAUUAAUAUGUUACUGUACAGGAGCUGUGUGUCAUAUUUAAUAAACACCCAAAGUGCAGUGGAAUUAAUCAUACUAAUUAUGUGAAAUAAAACAAAAAAACAGCACAAUUUACCUA